This is a messenger RNA of Phalacrocorax carbo (great cormorant), 4006 nucleotides long. The record is from RefSeq and is a predicted model, not a curated record. Lineage: Eukaryota; Metazoa; Chordata; Aves; Suliformes; Phalacrocoracidae.
ACAAACAAAAAAAAUCGGCACGUCGCCCACCCCGCGGCGGGCCGCCUGAGGAACGGCCUCACCCACGGCCCAAACCCGCCCCGACACAGCGGCGGGUCCUCCCGCAGCACCAGCCGUUGGCGCUCAGCCCCUCGCCUGCUCGGGCCCGGCUGCCUCUAUCCCCCCGGGUGCGAGCAAAUAACUACCAGAGACGUAUCCGAAACCUGUCUAAGCCCUGCCUGUCCGCCCCCGGGACGCUCCCGCAUCUCCCCUCCAGCUACUCCCUCCACAGGCCCUUUCCUGCGCGCGCCGCCCCCGAAAGAAGCCCCCGCGGAAGGACCCCCCUCCCGCACUCGCCGGCCGAUACCAUGGCGGCUGCCGCCAACGACCGCGACGCGGCGCAGGAGAAGUUACAUCCAAGAAAUCUUAUCCCAGAGCUUUGUAGACUGUUUUAUGGUUUAGGCUGGGUAACAGGAACUGGUGGAGGAAUCAGCUUGAAACAUGGGAAUGAAAUCUACAUUGCACCUUCAGGAGUCCAAAAGGAAAGAAUACAGCCAGAAGAUAUGUUUGUUUGUGACAUUAACGAACAGGACAUCAGUGGUCCUCCACCGCAUAAGAAACUAAAGAAAAGCCAGUGCACGCCUCUUUUUAUGAAUGCCUACAUUAUGAGAGGGGCAGGUGCAGUGAUCCAUACUCAUUCCAAGGCUGCUGUUAUGGCUACGCUUCUUUACCCAGGGAAAGAGUUCAGUAUUACCCAUCAGGAGAUGAUAAAAGGAAUCCAGAAGUGUACUUCAGGAGGCUAUUACCGAUAUGAUGAUACACUAGUGGUUCCCAUUAUUGAGAAUACACCAGAAGAGAAGGAUCUCAAGGAAAGAAUGGCACGUGCGUUGGAAAAAUACCCAGACACUUGUGCUGUAUUGGUCAGACGUCACGGCGUUUACGUGUGGGGAGAAACAUGGGAAAAAGCCAAAACAAUGUGUGAGUGUUAUGAUUACUUGUUUGAUAUCGCAGUGCAGAUGAAGCAGCAUGGGCUAGAUCCUUCAAAACAUCCAGCAGGAGAAAACGGGAUCUUGUAAAUGACAACAGCUUUUAUAUUCAGGUUUCUUACAUGAUGAUGGGAGUUCCCGGUCUCACCUCACGCUGUUAAAACCAGAAGGGGGUGCUGUUAUACUCGGCUGAUUGACAGACAUUAGCAGUCAGUUUUGGUGAUUAAACACAUCCAAGAAGAAAAGGAGAGUUGAAACAAAAACAAAAAUGUUGAACAAUCAUUGCUAUUUAUGAAACCUGUCAAAUGUUACAGUAAGAAGAAUGAAAAUUCAGAUGCAAAAAAAGAUAUUGACAAAAGCUGUGGAGAACUAAUGUGACAUUUUGUUUGUGUGCUUUAAAAAUUCAUAUUUCAAAAACCUGCAUUUGUUGAUCCUGCUCUACUGCUACGUCAUUUAACUUGUUCUGUGUGUCCAUUUCUGAAAGUUAUAGUAGCCUUUAUUCUUGUGGUAAAAAAGUGAGGAUGACCCCUUAAUUAGAAGUUAGGUAUAAAGUUUAAAGCAUUGUUUGAACUGUUGAUUCAUUCAUGGUGUGUUAAUAGGGUUUGGUUUUUUUUUUUAAUUAAGCCUGUAGCAUAUAUAUUUUUUAAUUCUCUUAAUUAUCAUUGUAAUGAGUAGGAUACACAUAAUUUUAUAGCAUGCCUUUGGAAGUUUUUACUGAGAGACUGCUCUGGAUCUUCUCUGUUUUUUACCUCUUCAAAUUCAUUCACUUUCAAUAAGAUUUUGUUUAUUACAACUUUAAAACAGCUUUUUAUGACUUAUGAUUAGCCAGCCUAAAUCUACCUUAGUAGAUUUAAUCAAACUGCUCAUCAAAAUAUAGUCUCACAUAUUUAUGUAUCUUAGUGUCUUAUUUUAAAAUCUCUUGGAAUGGCUCCCCAGUGGCCUCAGUCUAAGCCUUGACUGACCAACUUUCUGACUGAGUAUUGAGACUGUAGUCCUAAGAGUGAACUGAGACAGGGUAAGUGCCUGUUGACCUUGCUUUCUGCUAGGGGCCGUGCAUUCCUAACACUUCUCCUUGCAUCAUCUCUGGCACUUUCUUGAGCUUCCAUGAGAUUAAUUUACUCUUCAACCUAAGAAAAGAACCACUGCACGAGUGGGGGAAGAAAAUUAUUAUAUUGUUUCUUAAUAAGCUACUGGUAAAAUAUUGAAUCAACUCAGAGGUGGGUCCAAAGAGAAGCAGAGCUGGGGCAAAAGGCGAGGUGGCUGAAGCCAGGGAUGGCAAACAGCACUCCCCCCAUUCCAUGGGGAUGAUGAUUCAGACUUACUCAGCUACUUUUGGACAGGCAUUUGCUGUGGAUGCUCUGAAGAAUUCAGAAAGAACUGAACUGAAAUAUGUGGAAAGUAUUCUGCUAAAUGAAGAAGCCAGGAAGAAACUUCUUGUAUUUUUGUAUGACAGACUACUGAUUAUAGCACAACACAUGCUGUUGGUCACUUUAGUUACUGCUAAUUGCAUUGUGCUGAACUUACACAAAAAAAACAUCCUGCUUUGGCUUGGUGGGUAUAUGUGUCCCCAUGUGACGGUUUGUCACUGGGCUCCGACAAAACAUUUUCAGUAAGGCGUUAUGGUAUAAGUCAAGUGCCUGCUGACCUGAUCCAGCCUGCUGGGUACCAGCUGUUCCUAAGCAGUAAGAUGUGGUCACCUGUACUGUGACAGCUUGGUGUAUCCAGCAGAAUUGCUGCUGCUAUGCUGCCAAUUUGUCAGCAAACAGAUCCCUCUGAUCUCCGCAUCCUUGUAGCAGCUACAGUCUUUCUGUGCUGCACAAGAGAGCGUGUUCAGCAUCUGCUGCUACGGGACCAAUGGCCACUGUCAAAGAUGACAUCAAGACCUUGACUGAUGAAGUUACUGUUCCACAGGAAUGAUUCAUUAUAGAACAAUCUGCCAUCAGAAACUUGCUGAGUACUCAUCUACCAAGACAGCAUACCCUCACCUCUCUGGGAAGCUUCAAAUUUUCUCAACAGGAAAUACCUACGCUUUGCUCUAAAAUUUUCAUGUCCCCGUCAGUCAGAUAUCAACUAAAGUGUUAAAAGGAAUUACCAUAUAGUUCAGACAGGCCUCUUUUUUCCCCUGAUGACUGGACUGCAAGACUCACCAGCAUCGAUUACGGUGAAUUUAAGUUAACAAAAUCUUUGCCAUUCUAUUCUUAAAGGAAUAAUGACAUUUAGUCCUUUUCGGGAUUUCCUUACACAUUUUAGGAAAACAAGAAUAUCAUUGACUGUUUUAUGGUUUAUGCCACUGACUUUAUUUCUGAACUCCCUUCCCAAAGGCUUGUGCUACCCGAUUCUUAACAUUCAGAAAGAGUAGUGGUGCUGUGCUGCCAAACUGGCAGGUUUCCCUAAGAUCAGUGUCUUGUGACCGUUAGGCAUGUUUGUCCUUCCCUGCCGUACGUAGUGCUGUACCUGCAGUGUGCAACCUUUAAACCUUAGGGGGGAGGGUGACCUUAAUUAUUGUGAAAGAGCGGGUAUCGCUAAGUUACUGCCGGUUGUUGACUGUAUGUUUAUUGAUACAUUUUUUUCAUUGCUAGACACUUGUUUGCCAGUGGCAAAUAUUUUGUAGUGGCUCCGCGUCCUGUGAGUGUGUGUGGAUUGCAGUAAGAUCUUGGGUGAAAAAUGUUACUUUUUAGAUCAGAGAGUGACUUUGGACAGGCUGCAUACUACUCUGCUCCACUUAAGCACAAAACAGCUCUAUUUUCAAGACUUCAGAGUUGUGACUGACAUGAAGGGAAAGCAGAUUGUAUUUCUGUUAGCUUUUCUUCCCUAUGGGCAUGCUAACAAAAAUACUUUUGAUGUAACAAUCCACUUAGUCUUGAAAUCUAGUUGCCACUGAUUGAUUGUGAGCUUUGACUCUUUAUGUUACUGCUAGAUUUCUGCAAAAUGUAAAUUCCUGUGGUAUUCUGAUGAUGCUGUCGGAAUAGGACAUAAUUGUAUCAUUCCAUAAUGCUGACGUUUUGUAAGGAUAAAGAUGAUAAAGAUGAUUUUACACUUGG